Molecule: messenger RNA, 3311 nt
Organism: Strigops habroptila (Kakapo)
Lineage: Eukaryota; Metazoa; Chordata; Aves; Psittaciformes; Psittacidae
Gene: FUBP3
Product: far upstream element binding protein 3
Exons: 18
Coding region: 58-1677 (539 amino acids)
Biological process (GO): regulation of gene expression
Cellular component (GO): cytoplasm; nucleus
Molecular function (GO): mRNA binding
Source: RefSeq, a predicted model, not a curated record
UCUUUCCCUUUCCGGGUGCGGGUCCCCGGGGCGGCGCGGCGGCGGCGGGCGCGGGCCAUGGCGGAGCUGGCGCAGGGGCAGAGCGCAGCGCCCGUGGGGAUCAAGCCCGAGGGGUUCGUGGACGCGCUGCACCGGGUCCGGCAGAUUGCUGCUAAAAUUGGAGAUAUUCCUCACUUGAAUAAUUCUACAACACUUGUGGACCCGUCAGUCUACGGUUAUGGAGUGCAGAAACGGCCCCUGGAUGAUGGAGGUCUCCGUGUAAGUGGGCUCCAUGGAGCACAGAUAAGAGACACAGAGAGAAUAGGUAACCAGUUAGGGGCCCUGGUACAUCAAAGAGCUGUAAUAACAGAAGAGUUCAAAGUGCCUGAUAAAAUGGUUGGAUUUAUAAUCGGCAGGGGAGGAGAACAGAUCUCACGGAUUCAGGCAGAGUCUGGCUGCAAAAUUCAAAUUGCUCCAGACAGUGGUGGGAUGCCCGAGAGGCCCUGUGUACUCACUGGGACACCAGAGAGCAUUGAACAAGCAAAACGGCUACUGGGGCAGAUUGUAGAUCGCUGUCGGAACGGACCUGGUUUUCACAACGAUGUUGAUGGCAACAGUACGAUUCAGGAGAUUUUGAUCCCGGCAUCCAAAGUGGGUCUAGUCAUCGGCAAAGGAGGUGAAACAAUAAAACAGUUGCAGGAGCGAACAGGUGUGAAAAUGAUUAUGAUCCAAGAUGGUCCAUUGCCUACUGGAGCAGAUAAACCUCUCCGUAUUACUGGAGAUGCAUUUAAAGUACAGCAAGCGAGGGAAAUGGUACUGGAGAUCAUCCGAGAGAAAGAUCAGGCAGACUUCCGAGGCGUACGCAAUGAUUUCAGUUCUAGAAUGGGAGGAGGCAGCAUAGAGGUCUCUGUGCCCAGGUUUGCUGUUGGAAUUGUGAUAGGAAGAAAUGGAGAAAUGAUCAAAAAGAUUCAGAAUGAUGCUGGAGUUAGGAUUCAAUUUAAACCAGAUGAUGGGAUUAGUUCUGAAAGAGUCGCACAGGUCAUGGGGCUUCCUGAUAGGUGUCAACACGCAGCACACAUCAUCAGUGAGCUCAUUCUCACAGCACAGGAACGAGAUGGGUUUGGAAGCUUGGCUGUCGCCCGAGGAAGAGGUCGUGGCCGUGGGGACUGGAGUGUUGGGACACCUGGAGGCAUGCAGGAGAUAACCUACACGGUGCCAGCUGAUAAGUGUGGUCUCGUUAUAGGCAAAGGUGGUGAGAACAUCAAGAGCAUAAAUCAGCAGUCGGGAGCUCAUGUGGAGCUCCAGAGAAACCCACCUCCAAACACAGACCCCGGUGUACGAAUAUUCACAAUCCGAGGAGUUCCCCAGCAAAUUGAGCUCGCUAGACAUCUCAUAGAUGAGAAAGUUGGUGGUACCAGCAUGGGUGGACCUGGAGGAUUUGGUCAAAGCCCGUUCAGCCAAGCACCCGCUACACCUCAUCAAAAUGGUCCUCAGGCGUUCAUGACGCAGGGUUGGGGCAGUACCUACCAGACGUGGCAGCAGCCUGGACAGCAAGUCCCAAGUCAUGCUGCCAGUGCUGCUUCUCAGGCAAGUUCCCAACCGGACUACACAAUGGCUUGGGCAGAGUAUUACAGACAGCAGGCUGCUUACUACGGGCAGACACUAGGGCAGGCUCAGGCCCACAGCCAGGAGCAGUAGAACAAGGUCCUCGUGGCAAUUCUAUUUGGGUUUUGUUUUUUUCGUUUUUUUUCUUUGGAAUCAUUGUGGAAGAAAACCUUUUUGUAACAGAGGUUUCUAGAUUUGCAACAUUUUGAUGAAGACUUUUCUGUUUGUGAAACACUAGUUGUAGGAUAAUCUAUACUGAACUUUUCUAAGAAUCAGGAGCAAUUAGUCACGUACUAAAACUCAUGGACACGCUGGUAAUUUUUUUUUUUUGUUUGUUUCCAAAUUUGUUUGAAAGCUAAAAGAAAUAAUAAGAAUAAAUAAUAAUAAACCUCCGGGAUUCUUUUUGGAGAGAAGCCAGAGAAUUUGCCGGCACCAAAACGCACCCCAGAGCUGUGACAUUUCAACAUGUGGCUUUUUUUUGUGUGUGUGUGUUUUCAUUUUGUUGGGGUUGGUUGGGUUUUUUCCCCCCCCCCUCCCUUUCCCUCUUCCUCCUUUUUAAUUCUCAAUCUUUUCUGUUGCGACAGAAAGAGUGGCUUGGAAGUCUUAGGUGGUAUGUAACAAAUCCUAAAAAAAAACCAAGAAAAAAAGACUAAAAAAAAAAAAAGGUUUUAAACAGUAUUUAAAUAUUCUUAAAUAUGUAAAUUCAUUAAAUGUUUUACUUCUAAUUCCUUGUACUUUGGCUGUCUUUUGAUUUUUAUUGCAUUUGUUUUUUUUGUUUAAGGACUAUGUAUUGUAAUUAAUGAUGUGAAUUCUGUCUUGAGACAGUGACUGUUUUGCUGUCAGGCAAGUGACGGGCUGGGGCGGGCGGGAAACGUUUUGUAGGGUUUGUAUAAUUUCUAAGACUCUAAAGGGGUAAUAUAAAACGGUGUUGAUUUUGUAGCAGUCCAGUUCCUCCUCUCGUUGCAUUUCUGGCUCUAAGACCUCCAAGCUUGUUUUAAAAAAAAAAAAACCCUAAAAAAAACCAAAAAAAAAAAAAAAAAAAAAAAAAAAAAAAGAAAUAAAAAAAAAAAAAAAAACUUUCCUCUAUGCUCAGAAAUAUAAAUACUGUUAUUUUUAAUAUUAAAAGGAAUCUGCUAUUAGUACCUUUAACAAACACUGUGGAACCUGAAAAAGAAAAAAGAAACCCUAUAAAAGGUAGUAACUAUUUUUUAAUUCCAAGGUGGGUUUUGGGUUGGUUUUUUUGUUGGUUUUUUUUUUUUGCUUUUUUCAGUUCUUUUAAAUAUUUUCUUAUCUAAUAUUUGUCAGAUUACCUAGAGAAAUAAAUGAAUCUAGUAUUAACCACAGUACGCGCUGAGUAACUUUGAUUUAAUAAAAGGGAUAAUAUGAUUUUUCCGAUGUUUACUGUAGUGUUUCUUGUACAGAUAACAGUGUAUUUUUAAAGGAGAAACGGAAUUGAAGCUAUUUUUUCUUGCCUUUUUAAUUGCCCCGCGGGACAUUCCGUUUUUGCAAUGUACUGAAGUUACUGUUCUUGGGUUCUUUCCUGUAUUAUUUGUUUUCCUUAUGCUUGAAAUGUCUAACUAUAAAAAAAACAAAACACACAAAAACCUGCGAUUGGAUAAUGUUGAGCAUGGUGUUUAAAAACAAAAAGUGUUCUUUUUAUUUGACUGACAGUUGCAUUUUACACUCUAUAUAAUAAAAUUUCCACAAGGUGUCUUGUGGCUGAAGUA